This is a messenger RNA of Frankliniella occidentalis (western flower thrips), 997 nucleotides long. Its product is annotated as peptidyl-prolyl cis-trans isomerase B. Gene Ontology annotation, cellular component: intracellular membrane-bounded organelle. The coding region runs from base 124 to 768 and encodes 214 amino acids. The record is from RefSeq and is a predicted model, not a curated record. Gene Ontology annotation, biological process: protein peptidyl-prolyl isomerization; protein folding. The transcript is spliced from 3 exons. NCBI's taxonomy places the organism in Eukaryota, Metazoa, Arthropoda, Insecta, Thysanoptera, Thripidae. Gene Ontology annotation, molecular function: peptidyl-prolyl cis-trans isomerase activity.
AUCUUCUUGUGCUGUGCUGACGCUGACAUCAGGACCGAAAUUUGGCUUUGACGUGGACAGUCGUUCGGCGUCGUUGGACCAGGCACAGUGGCUUGGGUUUGGCUGAAGGACCAAGCUCGCAAAAUGCGCAGAUUUUCGUGGACCACUCGCGCCCUUGGGGUGGCGGCACUCCUGCUGAUCGGCUUCAUUGUCGUCGCAAAGUCCCAGGACUCGAAGAAAGGACCCAAAGUGACUCAGAAGGUCUGGUUUGACAUUAAAAUUGGUAGCGAAAAUGUUGGAAGAGUUGAAAUUGGUGUCUUCGGAAAGACUGUCCCAAAGACUGCUGAGAACUUCAUUGAACUUGCCAAGCGUGAAAAGGGAGAGGGAUACAAGGGUAGCAAAUUCCACCGUGUCAUUAAGGACUUCAUGAUCCAGGGUGGUGACUUCACCAAGGGUGAUGGCACUGGUGGCAGGAGCAUCUAUGGUGAGAGGUUUGAGGAUGAAAACUUCAAGCUGAAGCACUAUGGUGCUGGCUGGCUGUCCAUGGCAAACGCUGGAAAGGACACCAAUGGUUCCCAGUUCUUCAUCACCACGAAGCAGACUCCUUGGCUCGAUGGUCGUCAUGUUGUCUUUGGCAAGAUCAUCAAGGGAAUGAGUGUCAUUCGCCGCAUUGAGGCUACCAGCACUGAUGGCCGUGAUCGUCCUACUCAGGAUGUUGAAAUUGUGGACUGUGGUGUUGAGGAGGUUGCUGAGCCAUUUGCUGUUGACAAAGAAGAUGCUACUUUGUAACUGAACAAAUUUAGUUUAGGCUGCAGCACCAAUUUGGCUGUGUACAAAUGCAAGCUGUGACUUUUUAAGAAUUUUAUUUUUUUUAUGAUUUUAUUGAGCUAAUAGUAUUAGUGCAAUCAAUUUUUGAAACAAGCUCAAAACUAAUAUUCCAAACUAGUUCUCUGAUAUUUUUUUUCAGUUUUUUGAUACACAUUAAUAAAAUAAGUACAAAAGAAAAUUUUCACAUUAA